AUGCAAAGAGACCACAAAAAACUGCGUCUACAAGAGUCCACCCGAGAAAUGAAAUCUUGUGAUGCAAGCGAGACCAAGCGAGAAGCACAAGCAAAGGCCGAGGAGCCGCUAAGAGAUCGUAGGGAUGAUAAAACUCGAUCAAAACCGGGAUCCUCAAAGGUUUGUUUCAUUACUGAGAGAUUCCAUCCUUUCAGUCCAUCUUUAUUUUUACUGAGUUAUUUUUCAGUAUACAGUAUUUCGUGGUCACUGGUCACUUCCUUUUAGUCAGUUUUAUUACACAGCCAGUCAAUAAGAAUUUUAAUACUUCGUAAAGCGGAUCAGGAUAAGAUUCUGCUAUUCUCGAUCAGAAUUACAGCAAACGUUUUUUUGGAAAUAACAGAUUUUAGUAUUAUUUUGUCCAAAAAUAACUAUUGUUGUAACAUUUAUUUUUUGAAAGUGACUGACAUUUUGUCACAAAAUCCUUUAUUCGCUAAGUGUAUUUUGACACUUGAGUUAAAAGUCAACGGUUUCCUCAUAUUAGGAUUUCCCAUGUUUCUUUUUUAAUAGGGAAUUUUGAAAAUUUGCCUGGUAAUUUUUUCACUGUGGGAUACGUAAAUUUAUGAGAAAUCUUUUGAAAGGGACUUUAGCACCUGUUACUGUCACGCUCUAUGUAACGCAAGGUUGGACAUUGGCCAAAAGUCAUGUGCCGUCAUCACGUGCCUUUCUUGUGCCGAUUGCGUCAGGCCAAACAAUUAUAAAAUACACCGGCGCAAUGUACUAGUGUCGUUUUCAUGUGAAAGUUCCUUGUUGAAGAGUUGUGAUUACAAGUCUGUCCUUUUUCUUCGUAAAAAUCAUCAUAUGACCUCGUACCGGAGACAAAAAUUGUAACACGAUGACUAUAACGCCGGUGGAGGAUACGGAGGUAUGUAAAAUUUCGUUUUCGAUUGAAAACAAAGUGUAAACAUGUCGUUGUAUUUCAUCAGCUUGGCGCGCGCUCUCAUCAAAUUUAGCUUUCAAGAAACUGAUUUUGAUCAAGCCUUCAUUGCAAAGUACAAGUCAUUUAAUUUUUUUCUAGGGCGACAUAUGGAUCGAUAGAUAGAUUGAAAUUGUAAUUUGUAGCAAAUUUUGUAAAUGAACUUACUUCGUGUUUUUUGUGUAUGUGUAAGGUUGGCGUUUACGUAACGUCCAGUAUUAUUGAAUUUUUACCCUCAGAUUGUGAAAGUUAAGGUCACUCAACCUAAACUUCAUGGUUGCAAUACUAAAAAGUUUGUCGACUACGAGAUAACUAUCGAGGUAAGUUUCUCUGUUUCUCUGCAUUUCUGCUACGAACCCUCGCUAAAGGAUAUACGAGGCCUUCUUUGCUAUGAAGAUAAUUCACUAACAUGAGGCGCUAAUUUUGUUUUCACUCAUGUAUAAAUGAGCCAAGGCUUAUAGAGGACAAGUUCUAUCAUGCUGCUGCUCAUCUGCUGUGUAACUUCAUUGCUAACUUAACCAUUUGUAAGGGCAAAUUCACGUCUUACGUUAUUCAUCCCAGCUAACAUCAGCUUAUGUAAAAAUAAUCCAACGCAUUCUUGAAGAUGGCUUAAAUACUUGUCAUUUUUGCGGUCAAUUAAACAUGGCUUUCUUUCUUUCAGACCAGCAAUAAAGCUUUCUUCAGAAAAUUUUCUAGCGUGAGACGGAGAUAUUCCGAUUUCUGCUGGCUCAGAGCAAAAUUGUGCAGUACUGAGAUAAACGGAUUUGGAACGUAAGUAAUGGUGGAGAGAUGGAAAUAUCUGAUUUCCAUAAAAAGAGCUAAAGGGAUGAAUGGUUUAAACAUUCACCUCUGGGUGCAGUGAGUAUAUAUAUGGCCACAAUAGGAGGAUCCUUAUGGCACAAGUAUAAGAUGUAUGCUUUUUUACUAAUUAGGGCAGCCACAACAAGCUUACAAUUUGUAUUAUAAAAAAGGAGAAUUUCAAAACCUUCUGUUCUUCUUGAAAAGUGGAACCUCGAUAUAACGAAAGGCUGAGGGACUGAGAAAAUCUCUUCCAUACAUUGAGGUUUCAUUAUAUCAAGGUUCUUUUCCAUAUAUUUUACUAUUACUGGGGCAAAAAGCACUGUUAUACAGAGGACUUUGUUCUAUAGAGGUUCCACUGUAUGUAUGCUCGCAUACAUACAAAUUAAUACUCUUGGUGUGAAUUUUGUCCUCAGUGUAAGCUCAAGCCUCCUAAGUAAGGUAACAAAAAUGGCUCUUCCCAUAAAACUUCUCUUUUUCCAACAAUCUGGGAUUAUACUUUGAUGCCAGCAUUCACAGUGUCAAAAUUUUUAGACUGAUAGUAGUCCCCCAGGAUUGCUGUGCUGCAAGCAUGUUACAUGCGAGCCAGGCAAACUUUCGAGGAAGGCGUUGAAAAGGCAAGGAGAGAACCGCAAUUUUUUGUAACUAACACAUUCAAAUUCUUUGUCCUCCAAAUGUGUGAAAUUAACUGAUUAUCAGUUAAUUAAACACUAAUCUUGUCAGCAUAAUAGGAAAGUCACACAAUACCAGAGACAGACAAAACCAAAUUGUGCCACCAUCACAUUGUUUCCAUGCUCUAAAUAACAGAUAGAUUCAUUGUUGAUGCGUAUCUGUUGGGAAAUAGAUUGCAGAUGACGUCAAAAUGUGCGAAGAAAAAUAAUGGUUCUUAGCACAUUUUGAUUUUUUCGCACCUUUUUUAUUUCCUCUGUGAUCCAUAAUAAUAUUUUAAAUGCUACUGUCAUGCCCGUUAAAUUUUAAUUUCCUCAGUUCUAUUUCCUGCAAUCUGGGACAAAUGAUAAAAUUUACAGAAAAGCUGAUUAAAAAAUAUGUAUACCAAAGAAAAAUUUCAAUUACAAGGUGCAUCCUAAUAAGACACAAACUGUCCAUUUAAAUGACACAUCUAAAUGAUUUAGGUCUUAAAUAACUAAGAUGCAAUUUAGUUGAGAAAUAUCUUGUUUUACUCAUAAAUAUGGUAUGUACAGUUUGCGUUUAAUUAUAAGGCAAGUCCUUUUUUUUUUCCUUUUCAAUGGCGAUAUUGUUUGUGUCACGGGGGUCUUCCUUGAAAAUGUCCUGACAUUUUUUCAUGGAAAGUAUUUAUGAUGAUACUGAUCAAUCUAAUAUGUUUGUUUUGUCUUCUCAGGAACAGAACCGUGCCAGAUCUUCCCCCCAAGAAUUAUUUUGGAAGAUUUAGUAAAGAAGUGGUUGACGCAAGACAACAAGGAUUACAAGAUUUUUUAAUAGAGUGAGUCAUAAAAGAGAUAAAAAUUCAUUUUACAGAGAGCAUUUUGUGUGAACCAAAGGCUACUGUUCAUUCUCAGGAAACAGUGUUUGCGCUAUAGUAGUGUGGUAUGUAUUCAUAAGCUUGACUUGCUAAAUCGUACAACAUCCUUUUUCCAGUGUCCAGUCCUCGUUCAUCUUGCCCCAAUUCUUCGAAGGAGCGCCUUUCACCCGAUAAAUUGUUCCCCAAUGGAUAAGUAUUCCCUUCUGAAAACUAAUUUUACGUUAUCCAGUGGAUUAAACCCAUUUUAUAUGGGAACUCAGAACAGCUAAAGAAAUCAUUGCACCCACUCUGUCUAAUAAUCUGUCCAUGUAGAAUAAUGUACUAAAGUAUUUUUGAACUUCUGCUGGUACACUUGAUGGCCAGUUGUCAAAUCUUUGCCGUCGCUUGCUCUCUUCUUUUGUUUAGUGAACUAAACGUUCUAGAUAUUCAAAGUAUAGGUUGUUGUGGAUAAAGCCAGCAGAGCUUUUUACAAUGUGUAUGACACAAUUCAAACACUAUUGAAUAGAAAAUCCUUUUUUCUGAGAGUUAAAUAAUGUCAUGUUGUUGAUAUUUUUUGCUAGGAUUGUGAAAGUUGAUGACUUCCUUUCAUUUGCUGGACUUCACUUGUUCUUACAAACUCAGCUUCCAGUCCAGGAAAUAGAUGGAUUUCUUGACGGAAAAUACGGGGAGCAUGCUUCAGUUGAGGAGCUUAUAGACACUCACGAACUUACAAAUGCAAGUGAAGACAAUGUGGAAUAUGUAUGUUCAAGUGAAAAAUGUGCCUUGAUGUCAGCUAACUGGGACAUACCCUCACCUGCUAUAAGUAUUACAACUUGUGAAUCUGAUGAUGUAAGUUCUGCAAAAUCCCUGUCUGGCAGCUACAAUAGUUCAGACAGUUUACUCGGACCAAUGUCAAGUUCAGUGGAAAGCAGCUCUUUCAUGUAUACUGUGUACAGGUAGCUUAAGAUGUCAAUCAUGAACACUCCCUGUGGUGCUGUACAAUGCACCAAUCAACUCAGAGGGUAAAGCCCUAGUCUGCAUCUUGCAGUAAUCUCUUUGGUGAUGAGCAAGUUGUUAUUCUGCAUUACAUCCCAGAAGCUGAAAGGUUGACUAUGGAUUGUACUAUCCAAGUCACUCAAGAGGUUCAAUAUUGUUUCUCCUUCUUCCCCUCCUCCACCUCCCCACUAGAAGUUUCUGAACUCUUAAAGACCCAAGAGUGUCCAACAUUAAUUUUCUGCUAAUGUUAUCAAUACAUAAGUUAUGAGAGUUAAUAAUGGUUAUGCUUUUAUCUGUAAACAAAUUCUCCCAACUGAUUCUCUAAGGGAAUGUAUAGAGGAUCAGUCUGCAGAGUUUGUUUGUGGAUACUGGGGCCUAAAAGGGUUCAGAAGGCAGCUCCCAGAAAUUUCAAGAUAGUUAAUAAAUUAAUUGUAGCCCAGCCCUCUUUUUUUGUUCUUUUUUGCAUUGUAUUACAUGUAGGAAUACUUGCUAUGCAGGGUAAUGUAUUUUUGAACUCCAGGCACUAGUUAUUAGCAGGUCAAUUUAAUUGAAUUUUACAAGUAUAAUUUAUGAGUGUAAAGUCCUAUUGUUUUGAGACUGUAAAACAAUAGCUGCAUUUGUAAUUAUUAUACCUGUAAAAGUUUUAUGAAAUUGACCCUUGUUUUAGAGCCGAUUGUUGUAAACAACACAUAAGCAUGGGAAUGCAUAAGGGCAAGCAUGUGUACACAUGUGAUAAGCGACCAAGGUUGGUAAGGACCAACAUUGCAAGUUCAGGUCAAGCAUAAAAUCUUGGCACUCACUGACAUUGGGGCCAAAGAUAACAAAACGUGAAAUCCAUCCAGUGCUUUCCUUAUCUUGGUAUUAAUUGAUACAUGCAGUGGAAUAAUUUGUUGGCAAGCUUAAUUGCAAACCAUGUAGCAUUGUGCUGGUUUGCUAAGAUCAUAAUGCAAGCAUUAAUCCAAGGGAUGUAUGCUUCUGCCAAUCUAUCUAAUUACACAUAAGGUUUCUCAGACAUGCUGUCACUUGAUGUGCUUGCAAUAAUUAGUCACAUGUUAAAAAAUGACCUUAACUUAUUAUCAGUGUAGUUACUAAGACCCUCCCACACAAUUGCAUAGAUUUAUGCAAAAAUGCUAGGGACAGCGAUAAGAGAGAAAAAAACAGCGGAUAGGGAGAAGCUACAAAUUUUCUGUGCCCCAUUAGCCUUGACUGCAAAAUUAUGUGCAUUAAAGGAAGGAUAUUAAAAUAUUGUUGGAAAUCUCCUUACAUGUAUGUAGAUCUUCAACUGAGUAUUAUUUUGUAUGUCCGAUCAGUGGCAUCAAUUUUGUUAUUUAUGGAUUGGAUUUUUUAUCCAAGUUUGUGUGCCUCAUGUAAUCCUCACACCAGUGUUAUUUUUUCUUAGGGUGGAUUUUCACUGUCUCAAAAUUUUUGUACGUUCUUUGAGCGAGGUUCAACUUUUACAUUUACACAUGACUUUCCAUACACUGCCUCUGUUUACGCACCUUAAAGUUACGCGACAGUGGAAAUCCACAUUAAGUCUCUUUGUAUGCUAGAGGGCAACUUGAUCAGCAAGAAAGAGUUGGAGUUCUAGGAGAAUAAUGUUUGGAAAAAUUUCUUAACUCUGUCUCAUUCUUGUUAGUCAAAUCUAUAGGGGCUGAUUUUGAUAUUUAGCCUCUUGGGUACAAUAAUAGUUCAAAAGAAAAAUAUUGGAGGAUUCACCAUUUUUCACUUUGACUUUUUGAUCUGACAGAUUUCUGGGAAAAAGCUGCAGAGCUGCUAAAAAUUUUUGUGUCCAUGUUGACUGUAUAAACAAAGGAUUUAAAGCUCUUUAUCCACAUUUACAUGUACAUACUGGAGUUGUAAUAGCCAAAAUUUUAUUUACUUCAAAAGUCUCAUGUUUUUUUCAUUUUUCAUUGGGAUAUUAAUUUUGGAGACAUGUUUGUCACUGUAAAUUAGACAAAAAUAUUAAUAUAUUUUUAACAAUAAUUGUGUAUGAAAGCCAUACAUGUAUAUGUCAUAUUGUUGAUGUAUUUUACCAAGCUUGUACAAGGAGUUAAUUUAAAAGAUUAUUUAUUGUUGGAAGUUUGCUAAAGAUGAGAAAAAGACUUGUCAAACUUACAAAAAUAAAUGCUGGGAUUAGUGUCUGUAUAAUUGCAGUUCAUCUGUGCUUCAGUUAUUCCAGGGAGGUCUAUCAAAAGUCAUGUAUUGUGGCAAAGCGAGAAAAAAAAGUGCAAUAGGUUAGUGCCCUGUGAC
This is a messenger RNA of Porites lobata, 6476 nucleotides long. Lineage: Eukaryota; Metazoa; Cnidaria; Anthozoa; Scleractinia; Poritidae. The record is from the annotation of a GenBank genome assembly.